Saccostrea echinata is the source of this 1434-nucleotide messenger RNA. RefSeq lists its product as uncharacterized. The transcript is spliced from 6 exons. NCBI's taxonomy places the organism in Eukaryota, Metazoa, Mollusca, Bivalvia, Ostreida, Ostreidae. Bases 121 to 939 code for a protein of 272 amino acids. The record is from RefSeq and is a predicted model, not a curated record.
GGAUGAGCCAGUGGACCAGGUUAGAGGUUGUUUCACCGACCUCCGACGGAAGGACCCGAAUGGUUUUCCCGCCGCACGUGCAGCGUCAGAUUAAUUCCCGCGCUCAGAUCAGUGAAACGAAUGAUGGCCAGAAAUAUGCUAAGAACAAAAGUCUACAUUUUGACAGAAAAGAUUAGGCGGAAAAACGACCGGGGCUCUUUCCUAAUCACCAUGGCCUAUGUAGACCUUGAGAAAUCCGUCAAACAAAUUACAUUACCACACCUGAAGCACUUUGAAAACAGCCUUCAAAAAGGAAAAUAUUAUUUGUGCUCUAAUGUAGCAGCCAUCGGCGACACUGUCCGCCUUACAGAAUCCUCAAAGGUUUUUGAAACAUCUCCAUUCGAAAUGAACCAAUCUGUCAUUGACACAUACCUCAACCCACCACAAGAAACAGUCGAGGAAAUUCUCCAAUCACCACAAAAAAGAAUGGUUUCAGUCAGAGGUAUUUUACGAAAAUCAUCACAGAUCAUAGAAUCGCCCAAUAGUAAGAGGAAGGAGAUAACAAUAGAGUCGAUGGAAGGUACUUCCCGAGUAGUUUGUAAAUUGUGGGGAGACCAUGCCGACAAGUGUCUGCCGCAGAAUGAUGAAGUCGUGACUGUCUGCAACGUAGAAGUUGCAACAUUUAAAGAUAUAAUUUCACUAAAUUCAACCCUGCUUACUUCCAUAAAGGAAUCCGAAGAGAACACCAUAGUCGAAGGAAAAGUCGAAGGGGUAGAUUUUAGAGAGGACUUCAGCUAUCUCAUCAUUGACACAAAAACUUAUAAAGUAAAAACAACGGAACUGGAAAGAAUAUUUCCCAGAGGGUUCGAACAAGACAUACAUAUCAAAGGAAGCGCUCAUGGAUUUACCAUUGUUGAACUAGAGAAGAUCAACCCAGCAAAGAAACCUAAGAGAGAUUAAACUUUUCAAGAAAAGUACUUCUUUUGAACAAUUUGAACAACGCCCAUUUCAUUUCAGCUAUAAUUCAAAGCUCAAAUAAGCUUUUCUAAUCAUAAUUUGGUCGUCUGUCUAGCUGUCCGUCUGUCUGUAAACAUUUCAUAUUUUUAACUUCUUUUCAAGAACCACUGGACCAAUUUCAAUAAAACUAAACACAAAGCAUCCUUGACCACAGAAGACUCAACUACUAUCUUCAUAUGAAAGGCCAUGUAUGACCUCUUAUAAAGGGAAAUAAUGAAGACAUAAUUAAAAUUUUGUGGCAUGUUUGUAAAUCUCCUCAUCAAGAACCACAGAGUUGGGAAAAUAUAAAACUAAUCUGGAAACAUCUUCAAGUAUUGCACAUUACAAAAUUUGAUUUUUAAAUUAUGACCCCCAGAUAUAGCCUGAGGCCACCAGAUAUGAUCAAAGUUUAACAUACGAAUAUAUAAGAAAAAACUUUAAAAAAUCUUCUUAAAGACA